Molecule: messenger RNA, 2033 nt
Organism: Neltuma alba
Lineage: Eukaryota; Viridiplantae; Streptophyta; Magnoliopsida; Fabales; Fabaceae
Product: UDP-glucuronic acid decarboxylase 1
Exons: 7
Coding region: 324-1634 (436 amino acids)
Biological process (GO): D-xylose metabolic process
Cellular component (GO): cytoplasm
Molecular function (GO): NAD+ binding; UDP-glucuronate decarboxylase activity
Source: RefSeq, a predicted model, not a curated record
ACUCGCGUUUGAGAGCAGAAAAAGGAGACUCGCAGAUCACUGCCAUGUUAAAAUACAUUUCUUGUUCUGCCCCCUCAAAGCAAUUUUCAGUUUUCACCUCCAGCUUCUCAGCCUCCUCUCUCUAGAUCAAGAACAGUAACUUCAACUUAACGCCUGGGUGAGGAUCACGAACUCCCACCGAUUGACCUUUUCAGUUUUACCCACUUUGCGAUACGUAAAUCCUUCUUUCUCACUUUCUUCCUGUCAUUUUAUUCUCUAUUUUCAUCGCCCAGGGGCUCUACAAUCUGUAUCCAUUACAGGGGAGGUUGAGAAAAUUCAAAAUCAUGAAACAACUGUACAAACAAUCCAGCUUAAAUCACAGGAGGGACGAAGAGAUGCCGGGUUCGCAAUCUUCCCCCUAUUCUCCCAAAACUCUUAAACAUCACAGAUCACUUCCUAGAUCCAUCAACUACAUCUUGAGAGAGCAAAGACUUCUCUUCAUCUUAGUGGGUAUUUUGAUUGGCUCCACGUUCUUCAUCCUCCAACCCACCCUCUCUCGGCUCCAGCCUUCCGAGCCACAUCCCUCCCCCGUGUCAUUCUCAUCUGGAUUCUCCCGGCGUGAUCAGCUUCAGACUGCGUCUUACUUCUCUUAUGGGGUGAAAGGCAAGGUGGGGAGAGUCCCGGCAGGUAUCAGCGGCCGGCGAUUGAGGAUUGUGGUAACCGGUGGUGCGGGAUUCGUGGGAAGUCAUCUCGUGGAUAAGCUUAUUGGAAGGGGGAACGAUGUGAUUGUAAUUGACAAUUUCUUCACCGGUAGGAAGGAAAAUCUGGUACACCUCCUUGGCAACCCGCGAUUUGAGCUUAUUCGUCAUGACGUGGUUGAGCCAAUUCUCUUGGAGGUGGAUCAGAUCUAUCACUUGGCUUGCCCAGCAUCACCUGUGCAUUAUAAGUACAAUCCUAUCAAGACCAUCAAGACAAAUGUGAUGGGUACCCUUAAUAUGCUGGGCCUUGCAAAAAGAAUUGGCGCGAGGUUUCUUCUUACCAGUACAAGUGAGGUUUAUGGAGAUCCACUGGAGCAUCCCCAGAAAGAGACGUACUGGGGGAAUGUAAAUCCAAUAGGUGAGAGGAGUUGUUAUGAUGAAGGAAAACGCACUGCAGAAACCUUAGCCAUGGAUUAUCAUCGAGGUGCAGGCGUUGAGGUUCGUAUAGCUCGAAUUUUCAACACUUAUGGGCCUCGUAUGUGUUUAGAUGAUGGGCGUGUAGUUAGCAAUUUUGUUGCACAGGCCAUUCGCAAACAACCUAUGACAGUUUAUGGUGAUGGCAAACAAACCCGAAGCUUCCAAUAUGUCUCCGACUUGGUUGAAGGGCUUGUGGCUCUGAUGGAAGGGGAACAUGUGGGACCUUUCAACCUUGGUAACCCUGGGGAGUUCACCAUGUUAGAGCUGGCUGAGGUUGUCAAAGAAACAAUUGAUUCAAGUGCUACAAUUGAGUACAAACCUAAUACAGCAGAUGAUCCACACAUGAGGAAACCGGAUAUCAGCAAAGCAAAAGAACUUCUAAACUGGGAACCAAAAAUCUCACUAAGAGAAGGGCUGCCUCUUAUGGUCAACGAUUUCCGAAAUAGAAUUUUGAAUGAAGAUGAAGGAAAAGGGUUAUGAAUGAAGAAUUGAUGAUGAAUAAGAAGGGAUGAAACGAGGAUGGAGGCAGACCUUGUAUCUUUAUGGUGAAGAGAGCUUCUGUCCUUCAACUUUUGCGUCUACGAUUACCGCCAUUAGAGCCAGAAUGUUAACAACGGGUCCAUUUACAUAUAUGCUUGCUAAGCUCCCGAUUGACUUGCUAUGUUAAAUUUUUGACAAUUUUUUUUACCCGCACUUUUCUUGCCUGAUGUAUGGGUUAGAUUUUUUAGUAUCUAUUUUAGUCUGGUAUGGCCUGAAUGAAAGUAUUCUAUAGAAAUCGUGAUGUGAUUAGUCAGUUGAACAAAAACGGAAUUGGCAUUGCGGGUUGCUGGUAGUCACAGUAUUCAUCCUAUGUAACAGAUCCGAGUCUAUUCCAUUUUA